CGGAGCAGCUCCACACAGCGUCGGACGGAAGGAACCGUUUUUAAUGAUGUCACCGGCCGGGCGCAGAGAGGUCUUUAGGGUAGCAAAGGUGUGAUGUAUCUUUUAAUUCAUCGCACGACAUGACUUUGAUAUGGACGCGCUUAUAAAAUAUCCAUGUUGCAGAGGUUUUUGUGAUGAUUUGCGUCACGUUAAAGACCUGGAAGUGGUAACGUGUGUUGCGUUCAGUGUCAUUUUUAAAUAGCUGACUGUGUGCAUAUUUUAUGACCGUUAUAUGUUUAAGUUGACAUUUUCAAGGGUUUGAGUAUGAAUUUGCAAUCUGGGUUUGUAAUGUAGGAAGAAAAAAGAAGAAAAAAAUGUUAAUAUGGACUUCGCGUGCUAAAUUAUUAAAUGACCCAGCAUAUGAUAGUACGUAAAGUCACCACCGAAAUAAAUUCAUAGCACUACUGCUUUGUUACAAUAUUAGCUGUGUGUGUGCGCGCGCGUGCGUGUGCGAGAAUGUCUAUGUGCGUGUGUCGUCAGAAGGCCAAAUGCAUUGAUUGCGUGACAGAUGGGCUUUUGUGUGAAAUACGACUCGCUACCAACAUGACCUCCAGCGUCACACGCCGAACGGUGGGAGUUGUCUGGUGAAAAAAAAUGCAUUGUUGUGUUGGGGGAUGAGCCGUCCAGGCUUGGCUGCCGUUUAGCUCGUCUCUCCGGCUCUACUUUGCAGGAUAUGAACGGCCAUUUAAAGCAAAUAUUAGCGUGGACCACACUGUGGGGGAACAAACAGACACCCAAGCAUCUUUUAUGUUUGUAUCUGAUUUAAAUCGCCCGUUGAAUGAGAGCUGUGUGUUCGGAGAGAGAGCCACUUAGCAGGCCGUGUCGCCAUUGCUCUGUACGGCUGGUGGCUGGCUGUGGUUUUCAACACGCAACGCUCUUCACCAACAAGAAACACGGAGCAAAAAGAUGAAGAAGAAAGCCCGGAGCCACCGUGCCGCGGCACCGCCGAGGCCACCCUCACCCAUCAAGCCCUCGCCCAACAAGCAGAUCCUGACAUACGCCCAGGCCCAAAGAAUGGUCGAGUUUGAAAUUGAUGGCCACAUCCACCGCCUCAGUAUCUUCGACAAGCUCGACGUCAUCUCGGAUGACGACCCAGUGGUGCAGGAGAUGACGGAAUGGGCCAACAACAAGGAGAACUCUGAGAAACCGCAGCAGCAGGUUCUGUUACGGUCGGUUCGGUUAAAAAACAACCAAGAGAAGAGAAACGCCGCACUGGGCAUCGCUGCACAUAAAGGAGGCGGCGGACAUCCUGCUUGUGCUAAUCCUGAACCCAAACUUCCUGAGCCUAAAUUUCAGACUGUGGAAUAUAACCUACCUGCGGUUCCUAAACGGCCUCCUUCUUAUUAUAAAUUCGAAGUGAAAACAGAAGAAGAGCUUGAUGAGGAGACGGAGUACGACAUGGAUGAGGAAGAUUACGCCUGGCUGGAUUUGGUCAACGACAAACGGCGAAGUGAAGGUGUCAGUCAAGUGUCUUAUAAUGUCUUUGAGUUCUUAAUCGACCGUUUUGAAAAAGAGCUGUACCUGGAGGGCUUGGAAAAAGGCAGCGAAAGGCAAGCUUCUGUCGACGAGGAUGCUGUUUGCUGCAUCUGCAUGGACGACGAGUGUCACAACAGCAACGCCAUUCUUUUCUGUGAUAUGUGCAAUGUGGCCGUGCACCAGGAGUGCUACGGCGUGCCCUACAUCCCAGAGGGCCAGUGGCUUUGCCGACACUGCCUGCAGUCGCCCACGCAACCCGCAGGCUGCAUCCUUUGCCCCAGCAAGGGCGGAGCUGUGAAAAAGACAGACGACGGUCGCUGGGGCCACGUGGUCUGCGCCCUUUGGGUCCCCGAGGUGGGCUUCUCCAACACCACCUUUAUCGAGCCCAUCGAUGGCGUCAACCACAUCCCGCCCGCCCGAUGGAAGCUCACUUGCUACCUGUGCAAAGAAAAAGGCGUGGGGGCGUGCAUUCAGUGCCACAAAGCUAACUGCUACACAGCCUUCCACGUCAGCUGUGCACAAAAAGCCGGCUUGUUUAUGAAGAUGGAGCCCAUUAAGGACUUGACCGAGUCUGGAGAGCCCACCUUCUCAGUGAAAAAGACUGCCUACUGCGGCGCUCACACUCCAAACGGCUGCUUGAGGAGGAAGCUUACAAUCUACGAUGAGGCCAAACCCAAGAAUGGACUUUGCAGCCAAGUGGACAAGGCGAGUCGAAAGCAGCAGCAGCAGAAGAAGAGGAGGAGGAAACAUGAGCCUGAAGUUGAAAGUGAAGAUGCAACCCCUUCUGCCGUGCCUUCGUUUCCUGCUUAUAGGUUACAAGCCAUUUUGAACCAGGUGUCCAUCCAGAAAAAGAAAGCAUUUGUGGAGCUGGUCCUCAAUUACUGGACUCUCAAAAGGCAAUCCAGGAACGGCCUGCCAUUGAUACGUCGCCUCCAGACGAGCCUGCAAUCCCAGAAGAAUGCUCAGCCGGUUUGUUCAUCAAAGCAGAACGAGGAGGAAACGCGGGCGCUGAAGGACCAGCUGAAGCAGUGGCACCGACUCCGGCACGACCUCGAGAGAGCUCGGCUCCUGCUGGAGCUCAUUCGCAAGAGGGAGAAGCUCAAAAGGGAGGAGAUAAAGUUCCACGAGAGCCUGCUGGAGAUGCAGCUCACUCCCUUUAGUAUCCUGCUGAGAAACCUCUUAGACCAGCUACAGUCCAAAGACCAAGCUCGGAUCUUCAGUCAGCCAGUUGACGUCAGCGAGGUGCCCGACUACCUCGACCACAUCAAACACCCAAUGGACUUCUCCACCAUGCGUCAGCGCAUCGACGCCCAGAACUACACCAACUUCAACCAGUUUGAGCUGGACUUCAACCUCAUUGUCGACAACUGCAUGAAAUACAAUGCCAAGGACACAUAUUUCUACCGGGCAGCUGUCCGCCUUCGAGAUCAGGGUGGAGCCGUGAUCAGGAAGGCUCGACGUGAUGCAGAGAAAAUUGGCUUUGACGCAGAGAGCGGCAUGCAUCUUAUGGAUAUUCCUGAAGUGAAGACAACAUCCUUUUCUUGGGAGGAUGUGGACCGUCUCCUCGUACCGGCCAAUCGCAAUCACUUACCCCCGGACAAGCAGCUGCAGCAGCUCCUGGAGAAGUUCGACCUGACUUGCGCCAUGAAGUCCAGCCCCUCUCGCAGCAAACGCAUCAAGCUGCUCAAGAAGACCAUCAAUGACGUGCGCAGUGAAAUGAGCCUGAAGAUAGUCCCGCCGUCUUUUGUAGCCCCCUCCACAUCAGCAUCGGCAUCUACAGCCCAAUCUAAGGGUGUGAAGAAGGAGGAGAAAUGGAAGGCAAAUGGACAUUUACCAGAAGAUGAGGCAGACAAGUCUCUCCCGCCUAAACUUGAGCCUUCAGACGCCAUCCCUCCUCUUAUCCACUCAGACACAGACCCCGGGCCCCCCACCCUCAAACCGAUAGAUGCCGCCCCAGAGUGUGACGAUAAAUGCAACGGUGACCUAUCCGACCCCCCGCCAUCGUCGCCGCCACGACUCAACGGCCACUCUCACGACGGCCCCCAGGACUCGUUAUUUGACGGCGACGUCAGCGUGGUGGCUACGUCCACCCUGGCCGAGCUGGCGGGCACCAUGAGCCGACGUACCGCCGUGCUCUUCCGCAAAUCCAAAGUCGCCGUUCCCCACGUGCCAAGCGAUGACAGUGCCAACAGUGCUGACCAAAAAGAGAGCGAGAGGGAGGUGGAUAAUGGCGGCACGCAGCUGGGUACCAAAUCCUUCCUGUCCGUGGUCAUUCCGAGACUGGAGACAUUACUUCACAGCAAGAAGAGGAAGCAGAGAGACACUGAGGGUGAAGAUGAAGAGGAGGGAAGGUCUUCAGUUAAAAGACUUGAUAUGGGGCUGUCGAGAGGUUUCCUGGACGUAGAAGAGAUGAAGGAGCCUGAGCAGCCCAGUAGAGCCAGCCGACCCAUGGAGCCACGAAGACGCUGUGCAUCAGAGUCGUCCAUCUCCUCUUGCAGCAGUCUACCAGGAGGACCCAGCACCAUCCUCAGUCUUCCGAAGUGUGGAAAGGGGAAACCGGCCAUGGUGCGGAGAAACACUGUAGAUGAUAAGAGCGAAUUAAUCGCCUGCAUAGAAAAUGGGAAUUUUGCCAAAGCUGCACGGAUUGCUGCAGAGGUUGGCAACAGCAAUAUUUGGAUGCCCGCUAGUGCUGCAACUGUUGCGCUGGAACCCCUAAAGCUAGUUUGGGCCAAAUGUAGUGGAUACCCCUCCUACCCUGCCUUGAUCAUCGACCCCCACAUGCCGCGUGUGGGCUGCCAGCACAACGGGGUGUCCAUCCCCAUGCCCCCCAUGGACGUGCUCCGCAUCGGAGAACAAAUGCAGUACAAAUCGGACGAGAAACUCUACCUCGUGCUCUUUUUCGACAACAAACGCAGCUGGCAGUGGCUUCCUCGGUCCAAGAUGGUCCCUCUGGGUAUGGACAAGACCAUCGACAAGAUCAAAAUGAUGGAAGGCCGCACGUCCAGCAUUCGCAAGGCGGUCCAGGUGGCCUUCAGCCGCGCCAUGAACCACCUGAGCAUAGUGCAGGACGAGCCGGUCAGCGACCUCAGCGACGUCGACUGACGCCGCGCCCUCCCACCUGCACAAAACCCACACCUCUCCUGUACCUCUUCUUCUACGGCGGCGACCGACUAUUCCUCACUCCAUUCCCACUUGAACACACUCCUCAACGUGCCGAUGCUGCUUAAAUGAAUGUCCCGCCACACGUGUGUCACCUCCAGGCCUGUCACUGUGCUGAAGAGACCACCUCCACUGUCCACGCCACGAUUUCCUCCGCCAUUUCAAGCCAAACGUUUCCAUGUUGGCCGUUUUCCAGCAACAUUUAUAUCCAUACGACAUUCACACGUGAAAACUCCCUCCUUUGUAUUUAAACUGUAAAUAUGUAUAGUUGCUCGACACUAACUUAUUUUCUAGAGUUUUGUUGUAUUUAUACCUCUUGAUGCAUUUGUGGCGCUAAGGCGUGAGUGCUGAGGAAAAGAGAAAAAAAAAAGCCUUACAAAGCCUGAACAUGUAUGAAAGUAUUUCCUGUUUUAAAUUAUUGACCUUUAUAAUCAUUUGGUAUUAAUCCUUUUUUGUAUGAAAUAGUUUUAGUCUAUUUUUGUUCCUAUAUAGUAUAUUUAUAUGGUUUGGAUACAACGUGAUACAGUAUGUAUGAAGUCGGAUUUUGUGGACAAACAAACCAAAAAUGUUGCGACCCAGAUUUAUUUUUUGCAGGGUUUUAAGUGUGCGAUUUUUAUUAUUUUUAUUAUUUUGUGUUUGCUGUAGUUGUAGGGGCUGCACUAACUUAUUUGAAAGUAUUAUUACUUUAUAUUCAAGGAACAAUUGUGGUAAAGUGGCACAUUUAGUGAUGGGAUUCUUCUGAAUGGUUUUUAAGGUUUUUUUUUUUGGAGCUGUAGAAUAUAAUUUUUUUUCUGGGUAUAGCAUUGGUUAGCGUCAUUUCAUUUUGUAUUUAGUAGUUUUUAUGAAGUCACAUGAAAAAGCAAAAAAAUAAAAAAAAUGAUACAACUAGCAAAUGUUUCUCUCACGUAACUAGGCUGAUGUCAAUCUCUUGUUAAAUGCUGUGCGAUCGAUAGGCGACUUGCUGAUCUCUACUGCAUUAAGUAAUAAGACUAAUAUAAUAAGACUAUGAAAUUGAUUAUUAUACGUUAUUAUACUACAGGGCUUGGGUUACUUGCUGACAGUCAACAUCAUGGAAUGCCAUAAACGCUUGCAUCAAAGUUCGAUCACAUUAAUUAGAACAAAAUGUAAUAAUAUAACGACUACUGAGUGGUUAGUGCGCAGGCCACAGCUAGGAGA
Messenger RNA from Doryrhamphus excisus (bluestripe pipefish), 5850 nucleotides. It is a transcript of the gene brd1a, whose product is annotated as bromodomain containing 1a. Gene Ontology annotation, molecular function: protein binding. Gene Ontology annotation, biological process: regulation of transcription by RNA polymerase II. The record is from RefSeq and is a predicted model, not a curated record. NCBI's taxonomy places the organism in Eukaryota, Metazoa, Chordata, Actinopteri, Syngnathiformes, Syngnathidae.